AUGUGUGCGACCUCUGAGAUAAGUGAUAUAGACGAGAAGUAUUUAAAUUUGUUUGAUCAGAUAGAAAGUGUUAAAAAUACUAUUGAUAUAUUGAAAGUACGUCUGGGUGCUGUGAGUGAAAAAAAUUCCACCGACAUCUACGCACUUAUAGACAGCAAAUUUGGUAUUGUUAAACAAUCCUUUGAUGAUAUAAAUACUCGUUUGGAUGUCUUGAUAGAUAACUCUAAGAUAAAGCAGCGUGAUACAGAUAAGCAAUCCAUUGAUGAUUUGAAAGCUGAAUUGGAUUCCCUGACAGAUAAUUUUAAGGAGAUGCACAUCGAUUUGGAAGAAAAGUAUUUAGAAUUAAUAAAAAAUAAGGAAAACGACGAAGAUUCACGCAUGUAUAACCUCACAGCACAAAUUCUAGAGAAGGAAGCCUAUGAUAUGAAACCGUUAUUUGAUGUACGUGUUGAUCAGCUGCCAGCAUUUAAAAAGGAACAUUGCCAACCGGACUCUGAACCAAUUGAUUGUAAAGCUGCUACCAAGUGCACACAAAAGAGUGGAUAUUACAAAAUAUAUUUAGCCGGAAAUAAAGAAAAACAAAUUAUGGUAUUUUGUGAUAUGGAAAUUGGUGGUGGUAAUUGGAUGCACAUUUUAAGACGCAUUGAUGGAUCGGAAAAUUUUACACGUCCAUGGUCUGACUAUGUAAAUGGAUUUGGUAAAGUAGAGGGCGAGUACUGGAUAGGAUUAGAUAAUUUAAAUGCUCUCACUAACAACAAUGGUCGCCAGCAAUUAUAUUUUCAUUUGGAAUUUGAUUUAGAAUCUAGAUAUGCUUUGUAUGAUAACUUUUUAGUAGGAGAUGCCUCUGAAAUAUACAAAAUAAAAUCUGUAGGCACCUUUAAUGGCACUUCUGGAGAUGGUAUGGCGGAUAAGUUGCAUAAGAAAUUUAGCACCUUCGAUAAUGAUAAUGACGAAUUGGAUAGAAAUUGUGCCGCUGAAUACGGUGGAUGGUGGCAUAGUCAUUGUGAAUAUGCAGAAGCUACUGGUGAUUAUGAGUAUUCAAAAUCGGGAUCAUAUAGUGAAGGAUAUAAGGUUGAUUAUUAUAAAACAUUGUAUUUUAUGAUACGAAGUUCUUAG
Molecule: messenger RNA, 1116 nt
Organism: Calliphora vicina (urban bluebottle blowfly)
Lineage: Eukaryota; Metazoa; Arthropoda; Insecta; Diptera; Calliphoridae
Product: fibroleukin-like
Exons: 7
Coding region: 1-1116 (371 amino acids)
Source: RefSeq, a predicted model, not a curated record